GGCGGUGCUGCCGGAGCAGAUUGCAGCCGGUUCCUGCGGCUUCUCCUGCGCCGGGCGCGGAGCAGCGGCGGGGAGCGCGGGCGGAGCCCCCGCCGCCCCCGGCCCCGCCACCGCCACCCUCCCCGGGCCGCCACCAUGGUGCAGAAAUCCCGCAACGGAGGCGUUUACCCGGGUCCCGCCGCUGAGAAGAAGCUCAAGGUGGGCUUCGUGGGGCUGGACCCGGGAGCCCCGGACUCCAGCCGGGACGGGGCGCUCCUGAUCGCCGGCUCCGAGAGCAGCAAGCGGGGCAGCAUCCUCAGCAAACCCCGCUCCGGGGUGUCCGGCAGCGGGAAACCCCCCAAAAGGAAUGCAUUUUACCGCAAGCUGCAGAAUUUCCUCUACAAUGUACUGGAGAGACCGCGGGGCUGGGCUUUCAUUUACCACGCAUACGUUUUCCUCCUAGUUUUCUCCUGCCUGGUGCUGUCUGUGUUUUCGACCAUCGAUGAGUACCAGAACAGUUCAGAAGGGGCUCUUUACAUCCUGGAAAUUGUCACCAUCGUGGUGUUUGGGGUUGAAUACUUUGUGCGGAUCUGGGCAGCCGGCUGCUGCUGCCGAUACCGCGGCUGGAGGGGAAGGUUAAAAUUUGCCCGCAAGCCUUUCUGCGUCAUCGACAUCAUGGUACUGAUCGCCUCCAUCGCCGUGCUGGCAGCGGGGUCCCAAGGGAACGUCUUUGCCACCUCAGCACUCAGGAGUUUGAGGUUCCUGCAGAUCCUGCGCAUGAUCCGCAUGGACCGGCGGGGCGGCACCUGGAAACUCCUGGGCUCUGUGGUCUAUGCGCACAGUAAGGAGCUGAUUACUGCCUGGUAUAUUGGCUUCCUGUGCCUCAUCCUGGCCUCUUUCCUGGUAUACUUGGCUGAGAAAGGAGAAAAUGAGCACUUUGAUACAUACGCGGAUGCACUCUGGUGGGGUCUGAUUACUCUCACCACCAUCGGCUAUGGGGACAAGUACCCGCAGACCUGGAAUGGGCGGCUGCUGGCGGCGACGUUCACGCUUAUCGGCGUCUCCUUCUUCGCCCUCCCUGCCGGCAUCUUGGGUUCGGGAUUUGCUCUGAAGGUUCAAGAGCAGCAUCGACAAAAACACUUUGAGAAGAGGCGAAACCCGGCAGCGGGUCUGAUUCAGGCGGCUUGGAGAUUUUAUGCCACCAACCUGUCCCGGACGGACCUGCACUCAACCUGGCAGUACUACGAACGCACUGUCACCGUCCCCAUGUACAGCACGCAAACGCAAACGUACGGUGCCUCCAGACUCAUCCCUCCUCUGAACCAGCUGGAACUCCUGAGGAACCUGAAGAGCAAAUCGGGACUGACAUUCAGGAAAGAGCAGCAGCCCGAACCAUCGCCAAGUCAGAAGGUCAGUUUGAAAGAUCGUGUCUUCUCCAGUCCCCGCGGUGCUGGCACCAAAGGGAAAGGCUCUCCACAGGCUCAGGGCAUCCGGAGGUCCCCCAGCGCUGACCAGAGCAUCGAGGACAGCCCCAGCAAAGUGCCCAAGAGCUGGAGCUUUGGAGACCGCAGCCGAGCCCGCCAAGCUUUCCGCAUCAAGGGAGCGGCAUCACGGCAAAACUCGGAAGAAGCAAGUCUCCCUGGAGAAGACAUUCCUGAUGAGAACAAAAGCUGCAACUGCGAGUUUGUGACGGAAGAUUUGACACCGGGACUGAAAGUCAGCAUCAGGGCUGUGUGCAUUAUGAGAUUUCUUGUCUCCAAGCGCAAGUUUAAGGAGAGCCUUCGGCCCUAUGACGUGAUGGAUGUCAUCGAGCAAUAUUCCGCCGGUCACCUGGACAUGCUGUCCCGGAUUAAAAACCUUCAGGCCAGGAUAGAUAUGAUUGUGGGUCCCCCGCCCCCUUCAACUCCCCGGCAUAAGAAGUAUCCAACCAAAGGACCCAUGUAUUCUUCCAAAGAAUCUCCCCAAUACUCGCCUAGAGUUGACCAGAUCGUUGGGAGAGGAUCCUCCAUGACCGACAAGGAUCGGACCAAAGGGCCAGUGGAGGGGGAGCUGCCUGAAGACCCCAGCAUGAUGGGCAGGCUUGGAAAAGUUGAAAAACAGGUUCAGUCAAUGGAGAAGAAGCUGGAUUUCCUGGUGAACAUUUACAUGCAGCGGAUGGGCAUCCCACCAACGGAGACGGAGGCUUAUUUUGGGUCCAAAGAACCAGAUCCAGCACCUCCCUACCACAGCCCCGAAGACAGCCGGGAGCACAUUGACAAGAAUGGCUGCAUCAUCAAGAUCAUCAGGUCUACCAGCUCCAUGGGUCAGAAGAACUUCUCUGCCCCACCAGCCCCAACCAACACAUGCCCGCCCUCGACAUCGUGCCAGCAGCAGGUCUACCAGCGGCAAAGCCACGGCUCCUCGCCCAUCGGAGACCCCGGCUCGCUGGUCCGCAUCCCACCUCCUCCUUCGCACGAGCGCUCCUUGUCGGCGUACAGCGGGGGGCACAGGGCGAGCGCAGAGUACCUGAGGAAUGAAGACAUUACAACCAAACACCACGAGAGUGCCCUGAGAGACAGCGACACGUCCAUCUCCAUCCCCUCGGUAGACCACGAGGAACUGGAGCGCUCUUUCAGCGGCUUUAGCAUCUCCCAGUCCAAAGAGAAUUUGGACAUCCUUAACAACGGUUGCUAUGCAGCUGUGGCCAAAAUCAGACCCUACAUUGCAGAAGGGGAAUCAGACACCGAUUCUGACCUCUGCACACCCUGCGGUCCUCCUCCCAGGUCGGCCACGGGUGAGGGACCCUUCAGUGACAUGGGCUGGUCAGCCCCCAGGCAGUGAAACCUUCUCGCAGCCGCCGAGCCACGUCCGAGCGCUGGCACCUGCCUGUGCCAGCUGUCCAUGCAUUGAACUUCUCAAGGAGAUCGACAGCUAAGGUUUUCCUCCAAUAGGACAUCCUUAGCUGGCAGAUAACUUUCUUGCAGCUCACUCUGUAUGUGGGGGGGAAAGAGCAGGUCCGAGCCUGCGUUUGUGGAAGAGGUCAUGGUGGUGAGCGAACUGGAGCCGUGGAGUCCAGAUUUCUUUCUUACUCUCUUUCUAAGAUCAUUAAGUGAGAUUAUUUCAUGGUGCAGGGUAGGCGAUUUGCAUUUCUUGGGAAUCUUCAGAAGUCCAGGACAGGAAUAAAUCACUUGGCCAGGGCUUUUGGAAGUCACAGUAACUGGUGACUGACAAGUGUUAGGUGGGAAUUGCCAACAGCACUGGUAAUUACACUUUUAGGUAUCUUGGAGUCACAGAAUGAACACAUCUGUUUCUGACUUAGAUUUCAGGUCACGUCUAAUUAUAGGGGGGUUGUUACUCUGUGGUUUCUCAUUAACCGUCAGGAAGGUGGCAUAAUUCCAAUAUAAUACAUGGAUAUAUUGUGUGGGCCACUGGAGGAGUGGGAUGGUGGCUUGAAUAUUUGCAUGAGCAGAAGAUGUGGCCUCAAAGUGGGACAGGUUAGGAUACUGCUCUGAACCAGAAUGGUUUGGAAAUUGUCCCAUCUUAGGAAACUGAAAAACUCCGGAAUAUGAGCUUGAGUGCAAAAAGAGAAACAGCCCACGGGGCAGAGAAAUUAGACAGAGAAGGAGGACAAGAGUCUACAGGGCUGGGAUUUUAUGUUUUAAACCAUGUAUUAUAUUUAAUUAUCUCUCCUCCCAUUGACAAUGGACCUAGAGGUGCUUUGGAAGCAAAGGCAAACCAAAGGCAACCCCUCUGGAGAGGCUUGCCACUCUGUGAAGCUAUUCUGGUGGCCAACAGUGCUGUUGUUGGGUCUUAGCCACCAUGCAAAGGUUGAGGGUGGAUGCGCAAGAUGCCAUGGUCCCCACGUUGCUGCGAGUUAAGCGCUGAGCUCCAUCCUCUUGAAGCCUUGUUGGUCGGAGUGGGCAUUUUUCUUACCGUUUGCAUUGUGCCUGAACACUUUUGCACACACUAUGCCCCAUGAAAAUCUUCCCUUUCUUCUUCUGCCCUGCCAAGAAUCUCACACCAUGUUCUUGGGACAUCCUUCAGUUUUGUUUGAAUCCCUCAAGCUGAGUUAAGAGGUGCUUCUUUGUUUUUUCAUGGUCUUUUAGAAGCCUCUUACCUGUGCUUGCCCGCAGGUUGUGCCAAUCCAGGUCUGCCCCGUUUUGUUAUUGCUAAGGUACUUUCUCUUGGAAAGAUCUUUGUGUUACUGGGAACCUCAGCAGUGCGUUCAGCUGGGGGAAAGCAAGGGGAAAAGUGAUGCUCAAAGUUUCAUUUGGGACCAAAAUGAAGUUGCAAAGUGACCCUUCACAUGGAUAGGUUGGUUGGGGUGGUUUUUUGCAAGGGGAUGGAUCAGGAAAAGUGUGUUGGUGAUCCAUCUCCAGGGGUGGGACAGCAUGGCCAGCAUUGUGCUGCUGAAUCCUCCCACACUUCUACAGCCCAGAUCCCACCUGUGUUUUCUGCUGGGGCUGUGUCUGUGAUUUCAAACCCCCUCUCUCCACAUUUUCCCUGUGUUGAAUCAAGAGCCUCUUAAGGAUAUUUAGGUGGCAACUUCAUUUCUGUGUGGCCUUUGAGAAGCUGGGCAUUGACUUGCUUGGGGUGAAGGGAAUAUCAGGGUUUUUUUUUCCCUCUCCUGUUUGCUUGACCAGAGGCAGCAACCAGUGGAGAUCCAGGACUAUUUUGCCUGGGGGGAAAGGCUCUGCACAAUUUUUCCUGCCAUUUUUCACCAUUCAGGAGGGAAAACAUUUUUCUUAGUGGGAACCAAGGCUUCCAGCUCUUCUAGUUCCUUUCUUUCCCAUUUGAUCCAUUGUCUCCUGCAAUUUUUCCCUCUCUGUGCUCACAAACUCCUUUUGGCUCCAGCUUUCUUUGUGCAAAGUGAACCCAGUGAUACCCUUGUCUUCCAUACAGAGAAACCUUUGAAUGCAAAAUGGCUGCAAAUCGUGCUGUGAAUUGUGCAGAUUUCCCCCUGGUGUGUUGCAAAAUGCCUCUGGUAAGACAUGUCAGCAGGUCCUAAAUGACACUUGAUGGCCUGUGUUUUCUAGUGGCCACAAGAAUGGAAAUGGCAUUGGGUGAGGCAACAGUCAGCAUCACUCCAGCCAGCUGCUCACUGCCAAUUUGGUGCAAGUCAGAGAUAACAAAGAUUUAUUAUCUUAUUUGUUUGCAAUUACUUUUUGAGGCCUGCUGGAAAUCUGGCACACAAGGAUAUGAUAUAGAGGCAGGAGCUCCAAAUGAGGAUGAGGAUGGUGUCAUGCAGUCCUACUGCAGCACAGGUGCAACUGGUCUUUAACAUAGGAGGCAAAGUCAACAGGACUUCAAGGCACAAUUUUUGUGGGAGGUAAUUUUCGUCAUGUCCUAAUUUUCACACCCUAUUGGCUUUUUAUUUUUUUUUUUUUGGAAGGUCUAAGAAAGAUUCCAGCUAUAUUUGUGGCAUCAUUUCAAAGAAAUUCUGGCAUCCACAACUGUGCCAUAAAUCAUCCCAUCUUGUUCAUUCAGGCAAAAAGGCUUGACCUGGCUUUUUGGGUUAACUUAUACCAGAGUUAACUCCAAAUAAUGGUCCUUGUUUUAAUGAUAUUAUUUGUAUCUGUGUGAAUGAGAACAAAGCCAGCUCUAACUGAAGGUUUCAUUGCUUAUUAACAUAAAUCUUUUAAUUCAUGUCCUAAAUCACAGUCAAAUACUCCCUGCAAAGUCUCCACUUUCAGUCCUUCACUUCUCCUAUGCCUGUAUGACACACCUGGUGGUUAUCUCCCAAAAGAAGUCUUAACCACUAGAUUAAAAGAAAAUAAUUGGCUUUGUUUUGCUAAUAAGGCAGUCCCAAUAAUAAAAACUUUUAAAAGGACGGACAGGUAAACUUUGUCCCUUUGCUGAGCCUUUUUCAGGCUGGUCUUUGUUCCCCUGCUCCUCCCAAGUCUGAUUCUGUAUUUUUCAGAGGACAGAAACAGCUUUUAGGUGAUGCUGAGCGUGGACAGAGGAGACCAGGGGAGGCUGAAAGAGGUGCAAAAGUCAAAUUUCCAGCAGGUCACCCUGAACUGCUGCAGGGGUGCCCAGAGCCUGGUUUUGAGGUGCGCCUGUGCUGAACAUGGAGCUGUGGCCUUGAAUGAGAGCCUGGGACCUGCUCUCCAAGAAACUUUUGGACAUUUGUUUUCAGGAUCUGGGUCUAGGUCUGGAGAGAAAUAUCACAAAUGGCCCCACUUGUGAGAUGGAGCAACCUCUGAGCGUGGGACCUGAAGCCACAAUCAGUUUUGGGGCAUUUGAAGCCCAAGUGUGAGUUCAAGCUGUCUGAGGAAUUGGUGUCUCCAACAGGAGAUGCAGCUUGAGAUGUUGCCAUCUCUAAGCAGGUGACCCUGUGAUACAGGAACAGAGUGCUAGCCAUAAGUCGAAUUUCCCAAUAUUUGGGAAGAGACUUUGAUGUUACUCAAGUGCAGAUUUUGUAUGUGAAUUUCCUUGUUGACUCAUCGUCUUAUUGGUAAUUUUUAAAACAAAAAUGUCAAGGAACUCACUGAAAACAAACCUCUUGUCCAGCUCAGAAAGCCAUGCUAUUUCUUUAGACAGACUAUGUGAUAGAUCAGGUUUUCUAAAAAUGUGUUUUGUUUCAAAUGCCACUUAAUAGAUCCAAAUGAAUUCUGUAGGGCCAUUGCUAUUUACAGAUGAAUAGGUGUAUUUUUGCAUUUUUAAUUGAUUUUUAAGAUUUUAAAUUAUGUGAAUUUUUAGAACAAGUUUGUAUAAACUACUUGAGAAGCCAGAGCGUCACCUCAGGUACAAGUGCGCCCCUUCCUAACAGUUAUCAAAGAGCAAAGAAAUACACAUUUACUCAUAUUUUUCUCAAGAGGGAGCUACUGCAAACCUCAUUUCCCUUCUAUCCUCAGACCGCUGUGGUCACAGCAACAUUAUUGCUAAAAAUAAAAUGUAAGUAUUAAAAGAGAAACUGAGCUUUCUAAGGAAUUCACCCCAGAGUUAUCUCGUAUAAAGAUCCUUAGCAGUGAGUGUUUCAUUGGGUAUGUUCAAAAGGCCAGGAGCAGGCUGAGGAUUUCUGUUACUCCAUCCUCACUGAGCAAGCCCUGAGCCUCCAUCCCUUUCUCCCUGCACCCCUGUGGUCCUCCCACCCACAUCCUCUCUCUCCAUCGUGGGUCAGCAUCUUCUGUUUUCAUCAGUAUCCUUUUUGUGAGGCAGAAACAAGGAAAUCAGAUACAAAAGCUCCUUCACCUGUAACACAGAGGCCGCGAGGUGGAGGGUGGUGGCACAGGGGGGAUGUGGCUGCCCCCUCCAAGCCCUGCGUGGUCAUCACUACUCAGCAGUGUAAAAGCAAACUCUUGCUUUUAGCACAAAAACACCUCGACUUUUCUGCGUCACAGAGCAAAAUCUGCUUAGAGUAAGGGCGUGGGUUCGCUCUUUUUUUUUUUAACAAUAACAAUAGGGAGGUUUUUUAAUAAUAAGGAUAAUCGUAAUGCAUAGGAAUCUUCUUUAGUAUAUCUUAGUGUUCGAUGCCCCAGUGACACAAUACUGCUUGCCUUAUAUUAGCAUCUAGAGGGAGGGGGAUUACACAUCUUUUGAUACAGUAUUAAUCACGCUUAUAAUUUAGGUAGCAGCAAGGAGCGGCUGCUGCAGGAGGAGCAGCCGAGUCCUUUUUAACAUAUGAAUGUGCUUUCCAGACUAUCUCACUGACUGUACUCUCAAUUUUGCCUGCUACUGCAUGCAGCCUGAGAUGAGUAGACAGCCAUAUGCUCCAGCUGUAUCUGCACUCCCAGAUUGCUGUAGUACCUGACAAAGUAACAUUGCCAAAAGCAUCGUUUUUGGGAGAGACCUUCCUCUCAGUGACCCAUCACAUAGGGUGCUGCCGUGCUUCUGUAAGUAACACUGCUAUACCAAGUGUCUGUCCUGCUGCGACUGGUCAUUGCCCCAUCCCUCCGAUACAGCAUGCACAAACUCCCCUUCUACAGCUUGCAACUAAGGGAGAAAAAGAGACGUUUGUACCUGUGAUUCAUUGAAAUGUGUAUACGGGGAGAAAAAUUACAAAUUGUGUUGGCUGUGUAUAACAUUCUCCUUACCAUCCAGAUGCCUCUGAAGAAGAGCACCCCAGAUACCCCUUUUGAGGGUUUGGAGGAGCAGGCAGUGCCAAGGAUGGAGGCCUGAUCUUUAUUUAGGAGAUGCUAUUUGAACCCACACAUGUGGGACUUGCUGUAUUUCUGUAUGAAUUCCCAUAGGGUUCUCUCGCCUGCAUCCAGCUUUGUUCUGCAUGUUCAUCUGCCUGCAGCCCAGCCCAAGGGGCGAGGGGGGAAUGUGACUCCCAAACUUUGGAAAACCCUCUUUGGAAAAUUCAUCUGCCUUUGUCUACAGCCCUUGGGGGUCUCAGGGGCCCUGCAGCUGUGCCAUCUCCUUCUCUUUUGGGAGCAUCUCUCACUCUCCUUACAGUGAGGCACUGAGCUACCUUCACACCUCCAUGAAGGUUUUCCUGCUGUAAUAUCAGAUUCAUGAGGCCUUCAGGGUUUGCCCACCUUGCUGGUGUUUGCAGUCCCUUGUAUCUCUUAGCACUGCUGCCAUAAUCUAUAAUUUGUCAUCAUAUGACACUGGCCCCAUAUCCUCACCUUCCUUAUCCGGACUAUGUACAGGUGAAGAUGUAAUGCCAGAGCUCAGCUCCAAGAUUUGGUUUUGGCCUGGCAUCACUAAGACACACCAGGAAGCCUUCAUGUUUUGUUAGCAUGACAGUUUUGCUUUUUAUUGGCAAUUUAUUUGCUUUCUCAUUGAGCCAUUGUGGCCUCAACACAUCCCUGGUUUGUUCUGCUGGAGUUUUUCAGUGCAGGGAUGGAUUUUGCCCCUCAGUACAGCACCCUGGGAAGGUUUGUCCCCUUGGCUUUAGCUGCUUGCAGUGAAACAGGGAUGAGGGCUCCAUUCUGUUUUUUCUGUCAAGCUGAAUGUCUCAUAGAAGUGCUUACAGACUCAAACGCUGUUGAUGCUUUUGUUCCCUGAAGCAAAAGCUGCUUUUGAGACCUCAGUCCCCACUAGCGGUCCACACAUCUGGCUUUACUGCCAGGCUUCAGCUCAAUAUUGGGGAGAAACAGAAAGCAGCUGGUCCAAGCUGUGCUGUUUCUAAAGCUGCCAGUGAGCCUGGAAGCAUCUUGGCCUCUCCUAAUUCCUGUAAAUACAGCUGCAGAUGCAUUGCUCAAGCAGCAUCUGUUUGAUUAGUCUUGAGAAACCAGAGCUAAAGGCAGCUGCCAGCUGCAAAGCUUUCCCAAACUCAGUGCCAAGCUCAGGCUCGAUUUCACCUGUAGCUCCGCCUGUGAUUUUGGGGCAGGGUUAAUGGUUUCAGGUAGAGGCCAUGCCAGACUCUCCAGUUUGGGUGGCUCUGGCCCAAAACACAAGGGUGAAUGUUGCCCCGCCAGUGAAGCUUCCCCUGGAAUUCCAGCUUCAUUUGACACUGAUGACUGUGGACCUGGGGAGAUACUCUCUCCUUCCCACUGCAAGAAAAGGUUGGUACAAGCCUUGCAAACCAAGACGAGAAAAUGCCUCCUUAUUUUAGCAUGCCAUGGGCACCUCCGGUUAAGAGCAGAAGCAGCAUUUCAAGGUAAUUCCUUAAAUCUGACCAACACAGUAUCCAUGACCCGAUAUUUCACAUAUGCAGUGAUGCUCAUGAAAGAUGUGGCUGUAGAGGGCUCAGUCCCUAAGCAUCUCCAUAGACACUGUGUCCAGCCUUGCUGAUGACAUGAGAAGAAGUCAUUAAAGCUGGUGACAGGUCUUUUCUGUCCUGCCUGGUUAUUCACGUUGGUCCAUCAUCUCCCCUGGAGCUGAAACUAUCCCACGCUCCCACCAGCAGGCAGGAUGGAGACCCUUCUGUGUUGGUAACUCUUUUCCAUCACCCAAAACCAAACCCUAAAAUUUCAAGUUUCUUCAACUUUUCUAAAAAAAUUCAUUAACAGGGUAGAGAACCUGAGACUUUCAGGAAUGUUGAAGCAAAAGAAAAUAUAGCUGAUAAAUUACAAAGGUUUUAUGAUUUUAAAUCAAGAGCAGAUUUUAAACAUAGUUGCUGUUGCUGCGUGGUAUAUCAAAUGCUUUAGGAGAUUCAAUAAAUUAUUCUUAUGAAUGUUUUAUUCUUUCAUCAGUAAUUCGUAUAGGUGGGUGCCACUGUUCUUAUACAGCAAUGUGCCACACACUAAAACUAUAUUCCUGUUUCUCCAAUAUAGACAUUGUACUUAUGAAAUUUAUCUUGCUUAGUGUCACUUUGGCACACUGUCCACAUAUACUGCGCACAGAUUGCACAUUACAUGCCAAAUGCUGAUAGGUAUCACCACAUGGAAUAAGGGUAUGUGUGUUGAACAGACACCAAAGUGUUACCUGCCUUGUUUGUGAUGUGACUCAACAUAACUGGGAAAAGAGGAAAAUGAAAAUCCUGUUUUGUUAAGAAAUACACUGCAUUUAAUUGCUGCUUUAAACAGAUUUUACCAGGAAGCUAAAAAAAGUGAGAUUGCUUCUGCAAUGUUACUUAAAAAAUACCUAAACAAAACACACACAACCCAAAAAUACUUAACAACUACUGUACUUCUAUAUAUUCUUCAUUGCUGUUCAUCUGAACUGUAAAUUCUGUACAGAUUGAAUGAAGUUCACAGUUUAUCUUUGUCAUAACCUGCAAGAUAAAAGGACAACACAACUUUGGCUGCAAAAGCGUGUACAUGUUGUUUGCCUACAUGCGUAUACAUAUCACUGUAUGUGCAUGUGUAUGCGAACAUAUGUGCACACAUGCUUUAAAACAGAUAAAGCUGCAUCUGAGAUGCAUGGGGGAAAAAAGUAUCUUUUUUUUUGGUGGUGGAAGAGUGAUGCAAUUGCUUUAAACGAUAGUUUCUUUGGCUUCCUUUCAAACAAGUAAAAGAGUAGAGUGGCCAGUGCCAAUUCCCAGUCCAAACUGAAAAGCCCAUUCGUAGGAUGUAUGGCCACUGUUUUCCUGUGCCACUGGAGAGCGAAGGGUGCUGUGACAGGUGACCCUGGUGGCAGCUGUGGUGGCUGAUGGGCAAGUGCCAAGGUCACCCACAAACACGGCAUUGCUCCCGAAUGGGCUACUGCCUGGGCAGAGGGUCCUGCUCUUACCUUUGCCUACAUAUUUUAAAAAACCCUCUAGUUAGAGACGUUUUAAAAUAAAGUUAUCAAAAGCCCAUUUUUUAUUUUAAAGUUAUGAAAGAAAUGACAAAAGUUAUAAUCAAUAGAUCUUAUUUUCCAAAGAGGUCAGCCAUCAGACUUCAAUCGCCCCCAUACAGGGAUUUCACUCUCCUCCUCAAAUAAAUAAUCUACAAUUUAAUUUUGCCUGGAUUUUCACAUAUAUAAGAUCUAUAUUGGAUAGAACUUAUCCUUCAGUGUUUAAAUAAACAAAGGCAUGAAGAACUAACUUUUCCAGUUAAAUACUGCUGGAUGCUAUUCAAAAAAAAGCAAUCAGAUUUUGCAUUGGCCUGAAAUUCAUCUCAAGGUCUAAAGUUAAAAUUAUCAGCUGUAAGAGCCGCUUCAGUCCCAAAUACGUUCCUAAGCAAAGGGCACAUGCAUUGCUGGAGUAUAUUGAAUCUGUCAUGGUUUAGAACCACAUCUGGCUCAUUUGGCCUUAAUUAUGGUAAAAACGGUUCAUGUAUUUGUCCUGACAAGGACCUGAGAGGUGAGUUUCACAAUGGGACGGGCCGUUCUUGCUCAGCAUGGGUGCAGGUGCCUCCGCGGGGACAAAUCUGGGGCUCGGCUGAGCACGGAAGUUUGGUUGUCCUUACAAAAGCAAAGGCAGCUGCUGCUUUGCUUCCUUUCAUUUGCUCCGUUGCCUUGGCUUCUUUGCACUUUCGUUUCAUCUCCAAAGAAUCUCUCAUAAUGCCUUUGGUACUUCUGUACAAUUUUAAAACAUUUUGUAUGUAUUGAAUGGUUCACACUUUCUCUGUAAAAUAGCACUCGGACUUUUUCUUUCUUUCUUUUUGGUGAAUGUGUAAUUUCCUCUGUACAUUUCAAUCAUGACUUUGUGCAAUGUACAUUUUAUAGGGACAGAUGCCAAGGGAAUGACCGGUAUUUUUCUAAGGGAAUAGCUAGAAGCCGAACAACACAGUCACAGAUGGUUUUACAUUAACACUGCGGAAAAGCAACGUAGCCCAGACUUUUACACCGAAGUGUUGAGCAUGAUACAGCGUGUACCUUCACAUGAAUGACUGUGACAGCUGCAAAACAGUAUAUGUGUGAUAUGAAAAACAACAGUGAUGGUUGCAAAUGGAAGGGAAAUGGAGGAAAACUGAAUAAUCACAAUCAUUAAUUUAAGCCUCAAAGCAUCAGAAUGGAAAAUUUGCAUUCAGUAAAAAUAACAGAGAUUUAACCUUCAUGAGAUGAAAUACACCUUUAUUUUUCUUUGCA
This is a messenger RNA of Columba livia (rock pigeon), 12303 nucleotides long. It is a transcript of the gene KCNQ2, whose product is annotated as potassium voltage-gated channel subfamily Q member 2. The coding region runs from base 136 to 2799 and encodes 887 amino acids. Gene Ontology annotation, molecular function: voltage-gated potassium channel activity. NCBI's taxonomy places the organism in Eukaryota, Metazoa, Chordata, Aves, Columbiformes, Columbidae. The transcript is spliced from 17 exons. Gene Ontology annotation, cellular component: membrane; voltage-gated potassium channel complex. Gene Ontology annotation, biological process: potassium ion transmembrane transport. The record is from RefSeq and is a predicted model, not a curated record.